Molecule: messenger RNA, 766 nt
Organism: Cuscuta campestris
Lineage: Eukaryota; Viridiplantae; Streptophyta; Magnoliopsida; Solanales; Convolvulaceae
Source: the annotation of a GenBank genome assembly
ACGUACCUAUUUCUAUUAAUUAUUGCUCCAAAACAAAAUCCACACAUGCAAUUGUUGAACAAGCUAAGUGUCUAGCUAUAUAGCCCCUACACAGAUUAUUAUUGGUCACACUUCCUUUUAUAUAUAGAAUGGGGAAAUUUAGUUUUGGUAAGGUGUUAGACAGUUUAUGUCUGUCUUCAUCAGCAGGGUGUUGUUUUUGCAGCAAUAGUAAUGGCGGCUUUGAAAGUGAAGUUACCUUGGACGACGAAAUUGAGAAAAGGCCACUCUGCAGGGACGACGACGAUGCGGAUCCCAAGGAUGACAAACGUGCUCAUAUGUUGAAAGAUCUCAUUUCUGGACCUCCAACCUUGGCUUUUCAGCUCAAGCCUAAGAUGGUGGUUCUAAGGGUCUCCAUGCACUGCUAUGGUUGCGCCAAGAAAGUGGAGAAACAUAUAUCCAAGAUGGAGGGUGUGACCUCCUACCAAGUGAACUUGGAAACGAAGACGGUGGUAGUAAUCGGAGACAUUAUUCCUUUUGAAAUAUUAGAGAGUGUUUCCAAACUAAAAUAUGCUGAACUUUUGAGCAACGCUACCCACUCAGAUUAAUUGUUCGAUCUCCAAUGCUGGGCUACUUUAUACUUGUGAGACUUUGUUGUCUUCAAACAUUUUUUUCUAUUUAUUACUUAUUUUUAAAGAUUCUAAUUAGAUCUGUAAUAACUUUAAAUUACAUUACAAUUAAAUCAGACAAGAUCAUCUCAAAUCAGUCUUAAUAAAUUUAGAUCCAAUUC